AUGAUUCCUUCAAGACAACAAAUUUUAAAGUAUAUUAAUAUAUCCAUAAUUAUAAUUGGAAUAUUUUUAGUAUUUCAUGGAAUUACAAAUGCGUUAUUUUCUAAGCAUCCUGAAAAUGAAUUGUCAAGUAAAUCUGUAACACAUAGUUCAUUAAUAACAGGAAUAAUUGUUAUUAGUUAUUCAAUAUAUUGUUUUAAACAAUAUAUAAAUUAUAACAAAAAAGAAAUGUAUUUAUUAAUAAUUUCUAUUGGUUGUUUAAUUAUUAUGUAUUGUAUUUUAUCAAUAUUUACUAAUUCAAUAACAACAUAUUCAAUUAAUUCAAUAAUAAAAAAAGAACAACUUAUUGGUGUUGAAAAUGAAUUUAAUUGUUGUGGAUGGAAAGAACCAAGAAAUUAUUGUUCUUCGAAGAUAUUACCAACAUGUUAUCAUGUAUUAAUUACACCACAUAAUACUUAUAAAACUAUUACUUCUUUAAUUACUUUAUUAGAAAUUAUUCAUAUAGUAAUAUUAUUAAUUGGUACUUGUAUUUCUUAUAAACCAACAAAAAGAAAAGAAGAUUUUUAUUCAAUGUACACAAAUAUUGGUGAAAAAUGA
Messenger RNA from Entamoeba histolytica HM-1:IMSS, 594 nucleotides. RefSeq lists its product as uncharacterized. The transcript has 2 exons. NCBI's taxonomy places the organism in Eukaryota, Evosea, Mastigamoebida, Endamoebidae. The coding region runs from base 1 to 594 and encodes 197 amino acids. The record is from RefSeq and is a predicted model, not a curated record.